ACCAUUCGUGCCUACUUGCGUGACAUCAGUCCAUUACCCAAUGGGGGAUAGUGCAUAGUUGCGCCAAGACCGAGCUCACCACGAACCUCAGGUCGACCAGCAAUUACACACCCGCCCCCGCAACUCCGCCUUCACGUACACCUCGUGCUCAAUUGCUCUCCCAAAGCUGCCGACGCGCUUCCAGCAUGCUUUCCCGGCGCAUCGCAGCGGCUCGCCCACUCCCCAGCACUGUGCUGCGCUCGACCGCCGUCCCGCAAUUCACCCAGCGCCGCACAGCACUCACCGCACACGAGCGCGCCGAGCUGGCCGACCCCAACCAGAACGGCGGCUACAUCAACCCUCCCCUCGAGAAGCGCAGCAACCGUGACCCCUACGCCGACUGGUGGGACAAACAGGACCGCCGCAACUACGGCGAGCCCUGCCACGAGGACCACGACAUCCUGGGUGCUGUCUCGCUGCACGACUACAACCACUUCACACCUGGAUGGGGUGGCGUGCUAUUUGGCACUUUCGUCGUGACAGUCGUUGGCCUGUGCGUUGCCGUGAAGCAGGUCUAUCCGGACAAGGUCAGCGCUCCGAAGACAUACCCUGACGGUCUGGAGGCCGAGCUUGGAGGAAAAGGCGCUAUGCUGGCCAGAAAGCCCGGCGCGGAGUGGUAGACGAGGAGACUGAAAGAAGCCAUGUGUAGAUACCAAUAGUCGAUUGUGCAAUCAACUCUCUCAUUUGUUAUACUGCG
Molecule: messenger RNA, 736 nt
Organism: Boeremia exigua
Lineage: Eukaryota; Fungi; Ascomycota; Dothideomycetes; Pleosporales; Didymellaceae
Exons: 2
Coding region: 186-659 (157 amino acids)
Cellular component (GO): mitochondrion
Source: RefSeq, a predicted model, not a curated record